UCCGAUGCUUGGCGCCAUUUGUAUGGAUGCGGUGAUUUAACUGCUGAAUUUAUUAACAUCAAGAAGGGUGGUGUUGAGAAGAAAUAUAUAUCUGGAUAAUAUAUCUAUGUACUUAUAUACAUGAAGACAUAAUUGGAAGAUUAUUUUGUAAGUGUUUGAAGUUACCAUUUUUGUUUUCGAAGAUGUCCGCCGCUGUUGAAAAUGCAAAUAUGAAGACAUCGGACGAAAUUACUGUACAGUUGGAAGAAAAUGGGAACAUUCAUGUGAAAUUAGUGGAUUUGAAAGUUGUGGAUUUGAAGUCCGAAUUAGAAAAACGAGAGCUUGAUAAAAGUGGUGUAAAAUCAGUGUUGGUAGAGAGAUUAAAGAAUGCUCUUAUUGAUGAAGGGGAAGAUCCUGAUGAAUUUACUUUUGAAAUAAAUUCCGAAUCAUCCGUAUGCAGGAGUCCUGUGAACAAGAAAAAGAAAACGCAGUGUCCUAAUACAAAUGGCUCUGUUGAUGAUGUUAGUGAAGAAUUAAAUGAGAAUUAUAAUAAUGAGGAAAAGAAUUCAUCUAAUGAUGUAACUUUGCAGAUUUCCAUUGAUGAAGAAGAAGCCCAGUUAAAUGAAGAAGAAUCAAGAUUGAAUGAAGAAACUCAAUUGAUUGAAGAAGAGAGUAGUGGAUGCGUUUUGAAGAAUAGUGAUAAUGAAAAUGCAAAGAAUUCUGAAGAAAACUCAAGUGUCCUGAAUUUGGAGACAACUGAUGGUACAAGUACACCUUCCACACGGGAGCCAAGUUCCAAUCAAAGUAGCCCUGUAAAACCUUCAAAAAUGUCUACAAAUGAGGAAGUUAAAGAAAAAAAAGCUAAAUCAAGUACACCAUUAAAAAAUGUGGAAGCAUCUGCAACUGUAUCAGCAAAAGUUUUGAAAGUUCUUGGUAAAAAUGAUAAAUUAAAAAAUGCAAGUAUGUUAAGCAAGAGUUUGUGGAUCACUGGUUUGCCAAAUACAAUAAGAGCAGCUGAUAUUAAGGCACUAUUUAGUAAGCAAGGAAGAGUAGUUUCUGUAAAAAUAGUCAAAAGCACCAAGCAAACCCCUGGAAAGUGUUAUGGAUUUGUUACAAUGGCAACAAGCAAAGAUGCAACUAAAGCAAUUCAAAAUCUUCACCGCACUGAAUUGAAUGGUCGUACUAUUUCUGUUGAAAGAACACAAAGUGAGCCAAAUACUUUAAUAAAAAAGGCAGAAUCAAAAGUGGUCACAGUUAAAAAACAGACAGUAAAGAAGGAAGCUGUUGUAACAAAAUCUACUGUAGAUUCUUCAAAGUGUUCAGCAAAUCAAGAAAAGGUUACACCUAAACCAGAGGCUAAAUCUUCAGAAUCUACAAAACCUUCUGCUGAAGAAGCAAGCAAACAUAAAAAUGAGAAAAGUGAGCCUUCAGAAAAGAGUAAAUCAAAAGAAAAAGAUAAAGAUCGCAAGUCAAAAGAACAUAAAGAAAAAGAUGUGCGCAGGUCACUUAAAAGGCCUUCAGGAAUACGUGCUCGUCCUUUCAGUGAAAGAUCUCAUUAUGGCCCUUUUAGAAGAUCGUUUGGCAGAAGACCAUUUUCUAGUAGGUCAGGAUUUGGAACUUCUAGUUUUAGGUCACGAACAAGUCUAGGCAGUUUUAAGAUAAGAGAUGAGCGCCUUCAUCCACGAGAUCUCAUUAGAGAGAAAAGAGAAGCUGAACGGAGAAGAUUGGCUGAAAUUUCACGCCAUAAAUACAUUGAACGAAAACAGAGAGAAGAAGCAUACAGACUGGAACGAGAAAAAGAAAAAUUACGUUUAGAAAGGGAAAUUCUUGAACGUGAAAGAGCUGAGAUAUUGAAACUGGAACGGGAGAAACAGAGAUUGGAACGGGAACGUCUUGAACGUGAAAGGGAAGAAUUGAGGCGACAAGCGGAAAUCAGAAGAAGCAGUAAAAGAUCUUUCAGUCGUGUAGACAGAGAUCCAGAUUCAUUUUGGGAAGAAAGAAAGAAGUCUGCUUCUCGAUAUGAAGGACGUUUCCAUGCAGAAGGACCAAGUGCAUCUCGUUAUGAUUAUGCUUCAAGAGAGCGUACAAGUUUUGGUAGGCAUGAAUUUGAGAGUCGUUCUGAUCGUUAUGCCAGUCAAAAAUCAUUGGAGCCGCCAUUACAUGCUGAUUUUGGAGACAGAGAUUUGCGACGAGAAGUAACUAUACGUACCCGAGAAGAUCGUCAAGUAUUCAGUCGAAGUGAUUUUCGAGAAAGAGAUGGUAAUAGACGGAACUUCUCUUCCAGAGAGCGAGAAAGACAUUCCUCCUCUUCAAGACGGGAGCCAAGAGAUGACUGGAAACAUGACCGAAGAGUACACGAGCGUAUUGUUUCUCCCAGUAGUGCCAGUGGACAAAGAAGAAUGACUUAUUAUUAAGGAAAUAACUGAAAUAUUUUAUGUAUUGAAGCUUGUUUUAUUUUAUGGUGUACUUCUGAAAGUAAUUGAUGAUUCAUAUUUAUGAAGCGCAAGUAUUGUAUAUCUCUUCAUUGAAAUUCAGAUGUUCACUAGAUAUAUUUUAUUCUCGUCCUACCUGUAUGUAAUCUUCACAAAAAGUUAUAAAAGGUUGUCUGAAAUGGGAAAA
Messenger RNA from Stegodyphus dumicola, 2598 nucleotides. RefSeq lists its product as uncharacterized. Lineage: Eukaryota; Metazoa; Arthropoda; Arachnida; Araneae; Eresidae. Gene Ontology annotation, biological process: regulation of mRNA processing; regulation of transcription by RNA polymerase II. The record is from RefSeq and is a predicted model, not a curated record. Gene Ontology annotation, molecular function: RNA binding; sequence-specific DNA binding. Gene Ontology annotation, cellular component: nucleus.